Molecule: messenger RNA, 339 nt
Organism: Durio zibethinus
Lineage: Eukaryota; Viridiplantae; Streptophyta; Magnoliopsida; Malvales; Malvaceae
Source: RefSeq, a predicted model, not a curated record
AUGGAUUCCAAGGCUUCAACAUCAACUGUUUUUUUCCUUUCCCUCAAUCUUCAUUUUUUCACGUUGGUUAGCUCUCAAACUCCACCUUGCCCAAGUGAUCAAGCUGUUUGCAAAGAACCUUUGACCGAGGCUUUCUUCGGCGCGAGUCCAAACCCAAACAGCCAAUGCUGCAGACGCUUUGAUGGUUUGACUGAUCGUCAAGCAGCUACUUGCAUGUGCGAGAUCUUGAAAGCCAAUGCUUCGCAAAUUCCCGAUGGCUUAAACUUUAUUGAACAUGUUCCUCAGGUAUUGCGGUUGGAACAACAACGUCUACAACUGCGCAUGAAACCGUCUACUUAA